Messenger RNA from Amphibalanus amphitrite, 1062 nucleotides. RefSeq names its product collagen alpha-1(I) chain-like. The record is from RefSeq and is a predicted model, not a curated record. The transcript has 20 exons. Bases 1 to 1062 code for a protein of 353 amino acids. NCBI's taxonomy places the organism in Eukaryota, Metazoa, Arthropoda, Thecostraca, Balanomorpha, Balanidae.
AUGGCCUAUGGGAGUACUACUUUGUGGAGAGAAUUCUUGCGUUCGAUCCGACGGGAAACACUUACAAGAUUAAGUGGAAGGGAUACAGGAUCUGCGGCAUCCCUGGUCUCUACACUCCAGGAUCCGGGAAGCCAGGACGUGCUUGGUUCCGAUGACGCUCGAGGCGCCGGCGCCGGCCCUCCGGCGCACCCAGCGUCUGCGCUCCAGGAUCCGGGAAGCCAGGACGUGCUUGGUUCCGAUGACUCUCGAGGCGCUGGCGCCGGCCCUCCGGCGCACCCAGCGUCUGCGCUCCAGGAUCCGGGAAGCCAGGACGUGCUUGGUUCCGAUGACUCUCGAGGCGCUGGCGCCGGCCCUCCGGCGCACCCAGCGUCUGCGCUCCAGGAUCCGGGAAGCCAGGACGUGCUUGGUUCCGAUGACUCUCGAGGCGCUGGCGCCGGCCCUCCGGCGCACCCAGCGUCUGCGCUCCAGGAUCCGGGAAGCCAGGACGUGCUUGGUUCCGAUGACUCUCGAGGCGCUGGCGCCGGCCCUCCGGCGCACCCAGCGUCUGCGCUCCAGGAUCCGGGAAGCCAGGACGUGCUUGGUUCCGAUGACUCUCGAGGCGCCGGCGCCGGCCCUCCGGCGCACCCAGCGUCUGCGCUCCAGGAUCCGGGAAGCCAGGACGUGCUUGGUUCUGAUGACUCUCGAGGCGCCGGACGAACGCUGCCUCACAGAACGCCUCCGCUUGGAACGCACCGUCGACGCCUCGCGAGGAAUUCUGAAAGAAGGCCGUCAGCCGUUGUCAAGGCCCUUCCUAUGACCGAACGAGCUGGAAGUGCUGCAACCGAUACGCUGAUCCUGUCGUCUUCUGAGGAUUGGGAGCCAGGAUCCAGGGAUCAAGACGACGACGACGACGACGACACCUCUAACCGCGAGAUCGCACAACCGCCGCCGAGACUGAUGAGAUCGAACCGCCACGUUGAGGAGUGGCUGCAAACGACCGUCGACCCUGAUGAUGCUCCGGCUCCUUCGGAGGUCACGGACGUCGUUCCACCGUCGGUGUCCAGCGCCGACGCGGGGAUGUGA